This is a messenger RNA of Stomoxys calcitrans (stable fly), 1936 nucleotides long. RefSeq lists its product as uncharacterized. Bases 557 to 1597 code for a protein of 346 amino acids. The record is from RefSeq and is a predicted model, not a curated record. NCBI's taxonomy places the organism in Eukaryota, Metazoa, Arthropoda, Insecta, Diptera, Muscidae. The transcript has 5 exons.
GGUUGAGUAUUUUGCGAAGCGGGUUAACAUACGAGCGAAGGCAAACGGUUUUACGAUUUUAAAUUUUUUAUUUUAAAAUUUGGAAGUGGCCACUGCAAAGUCUCAAGCACCAACGAAAAAGGGAAAAUACUAAUCAUACAAAACUAAAAAAAAUUAACCGCAAGAAAACAUUUGUGUCGUUUGCCAAAAUAGGAAAACGCACAGAAACUUCUUCGCUUGCAGCCAGGCCAACUUCCAAACGGAAAUUAAUAACCGCUUGAUACGUGCAACACAGAACAGCAACAAAAUAAUCAAAGAAACCCCAAACAAAAUAUUGACGAAAAUUGUUGGAAUACGUGACGUGUGGUAUUUGCAUUUAAGAAAGAAAGAAAAAUUGUGUGUUUUCAGUGAAAUCAAAUUUAAGUUGAAUUCGUGCUGGUCAACGGAUACCCCCCCAAAAAAUUGCCCUUUGGUCAACCAACAACCAAUUGGAAUUUAGCAGCCACAGAAGAAAGCAGACUGUCAGCUACAGAGAUUUAAAAAACCGACUUGUUAUUUUCAUUGAACAUUUUAAAAAAUGCGAGAACGCAGUCAUACAACUCCAAGGAGACGUGGACCCAAGCAACCUUUGCCACAGGAUGCCCUUUAUAAUGACGAUUCAUCGUUCGAGCAACAUGAAUCACCAUACUACACAAUUGACAACACUGAGGAUAUUUACAGUACCACACUGUUGCCCUCUCAGAGGUGUUACGUCGAUCCAUGGGAUUUAGAAAACUACGAUUAUGUGAGAAAGAAAAUUGGCGAUUCGCCCUCUCCACGAGGGUAUUACAAUAGUUCUACAUCUCCUAGUCCUCCUAUUGAGGAGCCCAUACAUUCGCCUUACUUCUAUGAGCGUGAACCAAUAGAAUUGGCUCCUCGUAUGGCCUCAACCAUGCCGCGCAAAAGUAGGACAUCCCAUUAUAAAUGUCAGAUGGAGUGUUGCAAUCCCAAACCAUCCAGACGACCUAGCGGCAUUUACGAGAUUGGACGUCGUGAUAAUUAUGACGACUAUAUGAUUUCGCAUAUGGCUCAAAAAUUUCAGAAUGGCUUUAAUUUGGAGGAUGUUGAACAAAAUAUCUACAGGGGUUAUGGUGGUGCCUCCACAUCUUCGGCCGAACCACACAGUUCACUUGGUGAUGGGGACUACCUUUCCGCAACCAUACCACGUAAAUCUUCGAAUUAUGGCCACUUAUCACCCAAACGUAAUUUUCCCAAACCUGCCCCUAAACUCGAUUUUCCGGCACCACCGAUUUCUGUACCUCCCAGUUAUGACUACUGUAAUCCUUAUGCUACAUUGCCUUGUUGUAGCAUAACUGAUUGCUAUGAAUGUCUCUCCCAGGCCACGCAACAACUUCAACAGCAUCAGCUUUAUAGCAGCCGUUCCAUCUAUGGCCCAUCCGUCUCCCCAGACAGUUGCUAUGAUUGUAUGCCCACCCAAAGCCUGGGACGCAGACCCUCAUCGUCGCUCUACAGUGGAAUUUAUAGCAGUAAAUUUGGCAUGAGCAAAAAGGGUCUGCUGCAAAUCGACUAUUCCUGUAGUUGGAAUGACUUGGAUCGCAUUAUGACUAGAAAUUAUUGAAAUAUCCGUACUUUUAUUGAUUUGUUGUGCUUGUAUUUAUUUAAGUCAAUAUCCUUAACUAUCUUCUAAUGUCCCUUCUGAUGAUUCUGUGUAUAUUAUUUCCUUGGAAUUCAUUCUAAUAUAAAUUGUAGAGGCAAUAAAGCAUGUAUUGUAUAUACUCAUAUAUUAACACAAGAGAGCAAUUCUGAACAGUCCUCUUUCUAUAAUAAUGAAAUGUCCUUUAGUGUAUAUUAAAUUAUGAAAAAUGUUCAAAAAGUUAUGAACCAGUUUUAGACCUGUUUUAAACCACUUUUAAACGUGCUGUAAACAUAGUGAGGUGCUAAAAUGUUCAAUUACUCA